GUUUGUUCCAGAUCAUUCAAGUGAUCCAUCAUAGCAUUAUUGGAGGAAACAUACCAGCUUCAAUUUAAGCCAUUCCGAAGACAUACUCUGCACUCUGCUUCUCCUUAAUUGCACUCCCUUAGUCCUUACGCAUACCACACAAGUGCCAUUGAUCAGAAAACCCGAAGCAUUAUCAUGGAUAUCUACGGCCGACCCGAGCAUGAUCCGGAAUUCCAGGUACUUGAGGCGUCUUGCCCAAAUAUUACAACAGAAUACCUAUAUUCCCUAUGGAGUCUAGUAUACCAGUCACGUCAGCAAAACCAGUACAGCAAACCUAUGCCGUGGAUUGGGAUGUAUAUAGCAUUAGCAUCUCUGCUCUGUGUCCUUGCAAUGGUGGCUGAUUUAUUAGAUGGUUUGCGAAACAGAAAGCUCUGGUUCCCAUGUGUUAUGGACCAGGCUACAAAGCUUGGAAGCAUGAGCUUUAUGUGCACCAUGAUGGCAAAUUUAUUGCCUUCUUUAGCAACCAUGAAGGACAAGGAGCUAGUCUCAAACAUGAUAGCUGUAGCUGUACUGUCCAAACAGAUUCUAGAAUUGAAAUACAAAACAGCUAAUGAAACAGCUUUAAAGGAUCUAGUGCUGCCUGAUAGAAGAUUAACUGUUGCGAAGCUAAAUGAGUAUGUGACAAAGUACUGGAUCAUGGCAGGAACCGGAAGCCCUCAAUUUCUGACAGUCUGCUCUAUUUCGACAUCUGCUUCAGGGGUAAUAUGUGCUGCAAGCACUGGCUUCUUUAUUUCAGUUAUGAUUCACAGAUUUCCACGUGUAGGACAUCAAGCGGACUAUAAGUCGGAUUAUAAGUGGUCAUUGGUAGUGAUUUUCGUGAUACAAUCCAUCGGAGUGAUACUGGGUACAAUUGCCCCGCUUGCCAGAUGUUUUGCAACCUUAAGCUUUGAUUUGUCAAUAAAAUGGAUUUGGAAGCAUGUGAAGAUCUGUGAAGUAGAGAGCUACCGGAAUCAGAAGUUAUAUAAUUGGAAAUAUAGUUUCAUACCAUUCCUAUCCGGUAGCCGCAAAUGCAAGAUUGUCAUCCAGCAUUUGAAAAUCCAAAGUAUCAUUCUUUGUGUAGGAUUUCAGAAGACAGUCCUUGUAGCAUGCAAGAUGAUAAACAUGAUUACAAUUCUGUUUUUGAUAUUUGUCUUGUUUUGUCGUUCUUGUUGGAAAUGGUUAAAGGCCAUUAUGUUUAGCACAUCAUGUCAUACGUUGGGAGAACAACCUAACGAGCACCUAGGAAAAAAUGAAGAUCUUAUCAGGUAUGUUUUGCAACUUCACGAAGACUUACAGGUUACUGAGAAAACAUUGAAACGCUUGUUAAAAUCUGUGAAUCGCUUGAUCCAAAAGGCUGAAAAACAACAACCCAUGAAUCUUAUGAAGCUUCUAUCAAAAUCUCAUGGUUUUGAAGGACUUGCAAAGUUUAACAGCAAUCAUGUUCAUUCUUUACUUCCACAAGAAUAUGUCAACUGUUGGUCUUUGCCUUUGGUAACACUAACAUCCAUCGCCAUGUCUCUACCUGACAUCCAAAAGAACAUGGUCGAUUGCUUGCUUAAUGGUGUGAGUGAGGGUCUUUUAUAUGUCACCCUUGUGGAAGAAAGCCUCAACGCUACUGAUCAUGAUCAUGUAAGCAUUCAAAAGGCAGCUGAAACUUUGUGGGUAGAUGUUGAAGUGUACCACAAAUGGUUAGGAACUAAGCUGCCAAAUCCUAAGUCUAAAAUGAAUACACCGGGAGAUAUUCUUCAAUGGUUAAGGGAUAAGGCUAAGAAGAAGGUCAACAAGGUGGAAAGUAUGGAUAUCAGAAGCCGAAGUUAUGGUUCUAAAUACAAGUCAAUUUGUGCCAAUUCAAUGUAUCGUAUCACUGAAACAAUCUUGCUCAACGUCUACCACGAGAACAUUGAUCAGCAGGUUAGCCAAGAGGAACUAUUUGCACAUGUAUCAUCAAUGAUCGCUGAUAUAAUAGCUGCUUGUCUCACCAACUUACCCCAAGUCAUUCUAAUGAAAUGCCAUGAAAGUGUCAUAGAGAAAAGGGAGGCGAGUGUUCAAGCUGCAGCUCAACUUCUAGGUGAGACUGCAGGGAUAAUCAUCACCCUUCAAGAACGUGAACUUCCAAGAUUGAAUCCAGACGAGUUGGCGUUUAUCGACAAGUGGUCAGGUGCUUACUUAUUAGAGAAUUCGUUUCCUUGA
Lactuca saligna is the source of this 2208-nucleotide messenger RNA. The record is from the annotation of a GenBank genome assembly. NCBI's taxonomy places the organism in Eukaryota, Viridiplantae, Streptophyta, Magnoliopsida, Asterales, Asteraceae.